GCCCGCGAUAUCGGGAACGCGAAAACAAAUGGCGGCACCUGGUAUGUCACACGGAAAAAGAAAAGGACACAGAUCCACGCAGGAGCGGCACCAGGAGCGGCACUUGGAUCAGAAUUGGAGACAACCUCUAAGAUCAGGGUCUCCCGGUACAUCACAUGUAAAUGGUAACAGUCCUUAUGCCUCCCUUAAAAGAGAUUCAAAUGCAAGUCCCGCAGAUCUGGAAUUUAAAAAGAAUGUAGAUUUUUUACAAAGAGAAUGGAGAAAGUGUGAAGCUGAGUUAAAGUCAAGAAAAGAUACAAUUACACAAUACGUUGAUCGCAAUCCAGAUAAACCAGAUUGGCCAGGUGUGGAUUUGGAUGCUUUCCUUGAAAGUGUCCACCACCUUCAGCAGCAGCAACAAUUACAAUAACAAAGACCAAAGAUGAAGACAUACAUAUAAAUAUUGCCAUUGUCAAGUACAUCUUGUUCCUUCAUAAACGUCUUGGCGAAACCAAAGUUGUUUCUAAUCUUUGGGGAGAGAACUUUUCUGAUUAAAGCUGCCUAAAAUAACUGACUGAUGUAAUUUAUUUUUCUUUUACUCAAUUUGAAUUAGAGCUUUGCAAUUUCUCAGGUUUUGUUGUUGCACAGAUCUUCCAUUUUGUUUAUUUAUUAUGUUUUACAUGCGUAGCAUACAAGUUUAACACUUUCCAAGUUAUUUUGCUUCUAAGUUUAUUUUUAAAAAUGUGAAAGGCUGAAGGGAAAAUUGAUGAAAUAAGAAUAAAGUAUGCAUGGGAGAUGUGGAGGUGAACUAUGGCCUCUCUUGAGUAGAAGAAAAAAUUGAAAUCUCUGACGAAGAGCUUAUUUCAAACGUGAUUUUUUCCCAUUAUGUGGGUUUUCAAACUCUCUUACUAUCCAUUGUUGCAAGGGUAUUAUAGUCUGCAUUUGAACACACUAUCAAAGAUAACUCCCAAGUAAGGAUAUUGUUUGGAUUUAAUCAUGAAAGAUUCCCAUGACUAACCCACAAAGAAAUCUAUGAUAACCAAUAAGGAGAGUUAAAUUUUAGAUCCUGGAGGUGAGAAAGUCAAUUUGACCACUUCACACUGCUGGUAAUGAAAUGUGCAAUUGAGAUGUUUUACACUCAUCUAGCACUAAAUCUCAUUUAACAGCCAUGUCAUAAUUUAUUUUUUGAAUGCAGUGAACUCCUAAUGAACAUUCUUUUUAGCCACCAAAGGGGGGGGGGGGAAAUUUCAAAGUCAUUCCUCCCAAUGAUAUCCAUACAUCAUCCAACAAACAAGGUGAUGGCAAUUGACAAAACGAUCAGUUAGCGUCUGUUUUCUAACUAAAGCAUAAAAUAGUUUCGAAUAAGUUCCAGGGAAAAUUAAGGGAGCUAAACGGGAGAUUGAAGAUAACACGAAAAGUGAGAGGGCAAAUUGGGGGGCAAGAAGCGUGUUUUGGGCUAAUUUGUUAUUCCUUAAAUUUAAAAUCAUUUCAAAAUUUUAAAUUUCAAGUUGCUAGAACCGAGCUCCCCGCCACUUCUGAGUAUUUAAGUUUAUUCUGCAAAUUAUAAUUGCUGUAAAAAUAUGCAUAGAUUGAGAAUAAAAUUUUAAAGUUAUUUGAA
This is a messenger RNA of Stylophora pistillata, 1597 nucleotides long. RefSeq lists its product as uncharacterized. The record is from RefSeq and is a predicted model, not a curated record. NCBI's taxonomy places the organism in Eukaryota, Metazoa, Cnidaria, Anthozoa, Scleractinia, Pocilloporidae.